Molecule: messenger RNA, 2214 nt
Organism: Owenia fusiformis
Lineage: Eukaryota; Metazoa; Annelida; Polychaeta; Sabellida; Oweniidae
Source: the annotation of a GenBank genome assembly
CCACACCCCUCUUCCGCUUGGUGUUGGUUUACAGAAAAUACUUAUUUACACGAAGUUACUUGCAUUUAUAAGAGCUUAAUUGCGAAAAAUACACUUUAAAGUGUACUCACGAGAGGAAUCUUAUUUUGUUAAAAAGAAGAUAUUCAAUUAAGAAGCAUUAUGUUGCGAAAUCUCGCGAACUGUGGGGUAAAAGCCACAAAAAUAUUUAGAGGCCAAAAUGGCCCCCAACUUCAGAAAAUCACAAAAAGUUUGUGGAAAGUUGAAGGAGCUCAAUCCAGAUUUCUUGCUACAGAAACAAGUGCUACUGAUGACGAUCCAGAUUUUUUUGAAAUGGUCGAAGCAUUCUUCGAUCGUGCAGCAAAUUUGGUUGAGGACAAGCUUGUUGAAGAAAUGAAGGCAAGAAUACCUCCUGAAGAAAAGCGCAAGAAAGUUCAAGGAAUCUUGAAACUAAUAAAGCCUUGUAAUCAUAUUCUAGCGAUUUCAUUUCCAAUUAAGAGGGACAGUGGAGAAUAUGAGAUUAUUUAUGGAUGGAGAGCACAACACAGUCAACACAGAACACCUUGUAAAGGAGGUAUUCGUUAUAGCUUAGAUGUAAAUGAAGAUGAGGUCAAGGCACUGGCUGCUUUGAUGACGUUUAAAUGUGCGACAGUAGAUGUUCCAUUUGGGGGUGCCAAAGCUGGGCUUAGGAUUGACCCAAGGGCUUAUUCUGAAAAUGAGCUAGAGAAAAUAACAAGACGUUUUACAGUUGAACUUGCAAAGAAAGGAUUCAUAGGGCCAGGUAUAGAUGUCCCUGCACCCGACAUGGGCACAGGAGAAACUGUUAUGAGUUGGAUUGCUGACACCUUUGCAAACACGCUAGGGAGCGGGAACAUCAAUGCGUACGCCUGUGUAACGGGUAAGCCUAUUACUCAGGGAGGAAUCCAUGGCAGAGUGUCCGCAACAGGGAGAGGAGUCUACCAUGGUAUCUACAACUUCAUCAAUGAGGCCAGUUAUAUGAGUUUGAUUGGACUAACACCAGGCUUUGGAGACAAAACUGCAGUAAUUCAGGGAUUUGGUAAUGUAGGUCUUCACACCAUGCGAUAUUUGCAUCGUGCUGGUUGCCGCGUCAUCGGAAUCAAAGAGAUUGACUGCCAGCUGUAUAACCCAGAAGGCAUUGACCCAAAGGAACUGGAAAACUACAAAAUUGAAAAUGGCACGUGUCGAGGUUUCCCAGGAGCAGAAGAGUAUGACGGGGACUUGCUAUUCUCCAAAUGUGACAUCCUGGUACCUGCUGCCAGCGAGAAACAACUGACAGCUGCCAACGCACACAAAGUCCAAGCUAAGAUCAUAGCAGAGGGCGCCAAUGGUCCCACCACAAUUGCAGCAGAUAAAAUCUUCAUUGAGAAUGAAGUUCUCGUUAUUCCAGAUCUGUACCUUAACGCUGGUGGUGUAACUGUAUCAUACUUUGAAUGGCUAAAGAAUCUGAACCACGUUAGUUAUGGAAGGCUGACAUUCAAAUAUGAGAAGGACUCCAACUACCAUUUAUUAGAGAGUGUGCAACAUUCAUUGGAGCGUAAGUUUGGCAAAGCAGGAGGAAGAAUACCUAUCACCCCUAGUGAGGCAUUCGAGAACAGAAUUUCUGGAGCAUCUGAGAAAGAUAUAGUCCACUCAGGUCUAGAAUAUACCAUGGAAAGAUCAUCAAGGGCUAUUAUGCGGACUGCUAUGAAAUACAACUUAGGCCUAGAUCUCCGUACUGCAGCCUACAUUAACGCCCUUGAGAAGAUCUUUAAGGUGUACAGUGAGGCUGGCCUAACAUUCACAUAAAUAUAGAGACUUUAGGAAAUAUUUAUAUUAUGCAGUUUGGGGACUCAUGUUAACCUAGCAAUGAAGAAAUUUAAAUUAAGGUGGAUCGAGUGUGUUGUUUAUCUCUAUGCAAACCUACAUGUAAUAGGUUAAUUAAUGAAAUUAUUUGUUGUUCUCAACCUACCUUAAGCAAAAUACCUUGAAAACAGGAAUUUGUUACUUGUUGGCGUAUUAUUAGAUCAAGUUUUUAAGAAAAUUGUGAAGUCAAAAUGAUGGACAAUUAUGUUUCUCCAUGGCCAUGUGAACAUGUCUUUUAUACUGCUAGUGUAUUAAGCGUACGAAUGGAUUAAAUUAUAGUUGAGAAAGGUGUAAAAUUUGAUUGAAAUUGAAAUAUUGUUCUUUUUUUCAGUCAGAAUAUAAACACAUCAAAAA